This is a messenger RNA of Rubroshorea leprosula, 2115 nucleotides long. Lineage: Eukaryota; Viridiplantae; Streptophyta; Magnoliopsida; Malvales; Dipterocarpaceae. The record is from the annotation of a GenBank genome assembly.
UAAUUUAUCGCAUAAGUUACAUGUCAAUAGAAUUUAAGUUCUGUGUUCACAUUUGUGGAGGAUUGUGAAGAGGGAGGUGUGCUUUCUUAGAGGAGAGGGAAACUACUGGGAAAUGCAGCUGAAAUUAAAGGGUAUUUUAGUGAUGGAGAGCCCCUUAGCUUCCCCUUUGAUGCAGGUAAUGAAACGGUAACAAAUGUACAUUGCCAAAAUAGGGAAAUUUCCAAAAUAAUUUAAAAACCCUAGACUGUCCUCAGCUGGUAUUUAUAACACCCAUAAGCCCUCCCGGUCUACCAUCCAGAUCAGCCUCUGCCCCUCCCUCUGCAUUUUGUACUUUUGUCCUUCAGAACAUUUGAGAGCAAAAACCAUGAUUCUCCCAAUCCACCUUUCCUAAGUUGAAAAAACAGAUAUGCAUAGAAGUAUAUGGUAGAGAGAUGAAGGGUCGAUCUUCUUCAAACCAAAGAAGCAAUGGAAAUUGAGAGAGUUGGCAAGAUUAAGGAAGAGUUGCCUCAUCUCUCUUGUGCCCGUAUCCGCAGUCUUGUGUAACAACUGACCUCUUCAAGAGCCAAAGACCCAUGAAUCCUAAGGACCCUGACUCUUUUGAUUCUGAACAGUUUAAUGGGCAAAAGACGAAAUUUGGUGAAGGGUUCAAUGAAUCAGCACAAACCCAACAACCUCAGCCACCUCAACAGCACAAGAAGCAGGUCAGGAGGAGACUCCACACUAGUAGGCCUUACCAAGAAAGGCUUCUUAACAUGGCUGAGGCUAGACGAGAAAUUGUCACUGCACUUAAGUUCCACAGAGCCGCCAUGAAACAGGCCAAUGAACAGCGGCAGAAGCAACAAGAAACGCAGCAGCAGCAACAAGCACAACCCUUGCAUCUUUCACCUCCUGCAUGUUUUGAGCAAGAAUCCAAGAUGAAGUCCUGGAGAAAUCCCAGAAUAUACACAUCAACCACUGAAAACUUAUUUUCUUAUCAGGAUAGUUUUACCUAUUCAUCUUUUCCUCAUUACCCUGCUCCUCCUUCAAAUUCAUUCCCCUGGGCUGCUUCUCCAAUCCCUCCUCCAUCUGCCCCAGAACCCUUCAACCUCACCCUACCAAGCCAAACCUUAGGCCUCAAGCUCAAUUUUCAAGACUUCACUAACUUAGAAACCACACUUUACCACAACAACAGCAGCCUAUCAUCACCUUGCACAUACUCUCCAUCAUCAUCAUCAUCUUCCCCUGGUCUCUCUGUCAGUACCACUGAGGAAGUUCCUUCAGUUGCCACCCCACAUGAGAUGGGGCAUACUGCCAUGACUGAUGUCACUGAAUCCUACGGUGGAGGUGGUCUGCAUUAUGCCAUGGAUGAUGAGGACAUGGCCGAAAUCAGAUUAAUUGGAGAGCAGCACCAGAUAGAGAGGAAUAACACCAUGAAUUCAAUGACAUCGGCAUGGUGGUUCAAGUUCUUGAAGGCCAUGGAGGUUGGACCAGAAGUGAAGAUAGAGCAUGAUGGCUACCAGCCAUUUGAUCAAGUCAUGGAGUUUCCUCCCUGGUUGAAUGCAAAUGAGAGCUGCUUGCAGCAACAUCUCAGUGAUUAUUGCCCUGAUGAUUACAUCCAAGAUCCUGCCUUGCCUUGGUAAGCAUCCAACCAAAGUUUUCCAAACAUUUAAUUUUUUUCAUUUUUCCAGAGAUGUUAUCAAUUUGGAACUUUUAUUUGCAUCAAGCCUCCAUUGCCUUGUGUGUACUAAAAAAUUUGAUAUCUCCUUUGAAUUUUUUCUCAUGUAAUGUUGGAAUCAACAGCAUGGACAUUGGAGAAAUUGAAGGAAUUGAUGGGGAGUGGCUUGCUUGACAAGGAUUGAUUAUAAAAUUUUAAUUAAUCAAAUCUUUGCUCUUUUUUUCAUCGAAAUAUUCAUAGUCUCCUUUUCCUUUUUUGGUACUUAUAUUUUAGAAACCCCUUAAAUUAAUCUAAUAAGGCUUGCAAAUAUGUUGGAAGCAAGGAAGGAAGCCAUUGAAGAACAGAACAAUGUUAGAGAGCAAAAUUUUAAUUUUUCCUCCUAUUUUAGUUUUUUUACGUUGCAUAUUUCGUGUUGCACUCAAUUAUUAUCAAUUUUAGCCACAAUCAUGAAAGUUUCUUUC